This is a messenger RNA of Xiphophorus couchianus (Monterrey platyfish), 1822 nucleotides long. Its product is annotated as plasma kallikrein-like. The transcript has 9 exons. Gene Ontology annotation, molecular function: protein binding. Gene Ontology annotation, cellular component: extracellular region. Lineage: Eukaryota; Metazoa; Chordata; Actinopteri; Cyprinodontiformes; Poeciliidae. Gene Ontology annotation, biological process: proteolysis. The record is from RefSeq and is a predicted model, not a curated record. Bases 88 to 1203 code for a protein of 371 amino acids.
UCUGUAAACUUGUCCUUUGGCUUGGCAUUUGCAGAACCAGUUCUUUUAAAAAGCAGAGGGAGCUCAGCACCGCGUCCGCAGAAGAAGAUGGGCGGCUGUUCGAUUCUGGUGGGCCUUCUGCUGGCCAGCAGCUUUUCCUUCAGUAAAGCGUGCCCUAAUGAACUUCUGGAGAACGUGGAUUUUCCCGGAUCAGACAUAGCGUCUCUCCAGUCUCCUAGCGUGGAGCACUGUCAGCAGCUGUGCACUCAGCACCCCGCCUGCCUCUUCUUCACCUUCAUCAGGUCCGACUGGACCAGAGACGACAGGCACUUUUCCUGCUUCCUCAAAUCCACCCCCUCCGGGCAGCCAUCUUCCCAAGCUCCUCUUUUGGGCGUCACCUCUGGCUUUUCUCUCAAGUCCUGCAAUCCAGACCCAAGGCCUUGUUUUUCGCAGGUCUUCCAGGACGUGGAUUUUGUUGGCGCAGACUACAGAGCCUUGUUCACGCCUGACUACCAGGAGUGCCAGAGAGUCUGCACACAGGAUCCUGGCUGUCAGUUCUUUACUUUUUUAAAUGGGGAGUUCACAGACCAAAACUUCAGAUUCAAGUGCCACCUUAAGUUUAGCUGGAGUGUCCCACGGACUCCUAUUGUGGAAAAAAAGGCUGGAGUCACAUCUGGAUUUGCCCAAAAAACCCAACAGACUCAAGAUCUUGACACACCAUGUCAGAACCAGUUUUUUGCAAACACCAACAUCCCGGGAAGCGACCUUGAGCAGGAGCAGUCUGUUUCCGUUGAACACUGUCAAGUCCUGUGUUCAGCUCAUCCAAAGUGCACCUACUUCUCCUACAGCAGCGAUGACUUCAAAUGCUAUUUGAAGAACAACCUCAACGACUUGGCAGCUACGCCAAAAGACGGAGUCACGUCAGGCAUACCGGCACACUUCUGUCAGCUUGAUGACACGUGGGUCAAGCAGAGCUAUGAAGGUGUGGAUUUCCGUGGCUCCGACAUUCGAUUCGAGCUGAUGGAUACGGCGGAGCUCUGUCAGUCGAAAUGUGACGAGGAUCCCAGCUGCCAGUUCUACGCCUACGUCGAUGAAAGCUUCUCUGACCGUGCAGAGUGGCGUCGCUGCUUUCUGAAGAGGGUCAUCACCAUGCCGGCUCCUCCCAAAGUUUCCAAACUGGCCAAUGUUGUGUCUGGCUUCAGCCUGAGGGACUGCAGAAAAUAACUUGUUUAAAAAGACAGAAAGCUUUCAGAAAUAAACUUUAAUUUUCUUUUGAUGGAAAUUUUUUGUUACCUUCAGACAAAGAUAUAUAUAGCCUAUAUAUAUAUAUUUUUUUGCUAAAGGUUUUGUUUUGAUUUCUUGGCACAUUUUUAACAAGACUGAUUGUGAAAAGGUUAGCAAUAGUUACAAUGUUUGUGCAGUUUUGGUCAGGAAAUGGGUUAUAAUAGUGUUCCAAAUACAUCUUUCCUACCAGCUUACUUAAAAAGGAUGUUUGCGUGCUUCAGUUGGAUGCAAAAGUCUAAGUUUGGACAGAUAAGAAAAUAAUAACUCAAAAAGUCACAUAGGCUGUUUUCACAUCCCCUAGCUGUGGAAAUAUCCAGUCAUUAUAAAUUGAGCCAAAACAACAAAUCAAGGGAAGGGACACCAUUGGCUGAAAUUUCCAAAUAUACGCCAAUAUGUGUUACGUCCUAUAAAAGUUUUAUAACCAUUAAAAGUUGGGAGAUUUCAUGCAUUUUGUAAGAUCUUGGAAGUUCUGUUGCAACUAUUGAAUGUGUUGAUGUGCUACAUGAUUUAGCACAUCAUUUAUUUAGAUCUGCUAAAUAAAUCUCCUCCCGAUUGGUAA